UUUGAUGCAGCGCGGGCGCUAGUUCAAACGUUGCGUUCGAACAAGUCAUUCCCCCCUAAAUCUGCUCCACCAAGGGAACGCCUUCGUGUUACUGUGCAGACAGAUUUGAACUGCUUUGAAUGAAGAUCAGCGCGACUUAUAUCGGACCCCAAUUUAUGUCGUUUUAUAUCAUAUUGUGAUUCGAUCGUAAACCUUUAAGGAGAAAAAAGAGACAGAUGACCUCGAUUUACGAAGACAAGGACCCUAGCGCUUUAGAGUUAGCAGAGGAGCUCAGCCAAGUAAACUGCCAGGAUGAGCUGGACUUCAGUUACCUGUUCGAGUACGACCCACCUUGCGGCGAUUUUCCGGGGGAAGAUCAAGAUGAGCCCAAUCUCUCCUCACACAAAAUCCUCAGUCCUCCCUCGGGUUUGGGCUACCCUCUUGAGGAGGCCUACGACAUCAAGUCUCCUUACAACAGCCAGCCUCCCCCCGAGGCCCUCGCAGGUUACGAGCAGCAUUCAGACAGCAAGAACUACCAGGAAAACCCCAGGACGGUCGGGCUUGCCGUGAGUCCGCGGAUUGAGAUCACGCCCGUGCCCCUGUACCACCACAGCAGCGGCUCCCUCCAAGCCCAUCCACUGAAUAUCAACCCCAGGCCCACCCUCACUGUCCCCGGCCACGAUAUCCUGGCCCACCGCGAGCCUCCUUGCCUUAGCCCCGCGAGCAGCAACUCCUCCACCAGCUGGCAGUCCGAGAGCUUCUCCCCCUGGACGUCGCCCUGCGUCUCCCCCAGCAACGGCCAGGCAGUGGGGGAACUCUGCCCCCGCUUCCAGAGCAUCCACACCGGCUCCCCCCGCACCUCCCCGGGCACCUCCCCCCGCACCAGUGUGACGGAGGAGAGCUGCCUGGCCCCACGCUCGCCGUCGCCCAGGCCCGGAUCCCGCUCCACCUCCCCGCAGGGCAAGCGCACCUACGACAUGUACAAGAACCCGGGCCUGGCUGCCAUGCACCGGUCCCGCAGCCCCUCCCCCCACAGGGCCCCUGAGGAGCCCCAGGCGGGGCAUUACACCCACCCAGCCGGCCUGCCCGACGCCACCAACGGCUUCAACAGCGGACCGCACGGUUCCAUCCCCACCAAGAUAGUCAGAACGACCAACCCCGCCUACUCCCUCUACCUGGACAAUCAGCCAGAGAGCUACCUGGUGCCCUGUGGUGACCAAGACGUGAAGAGCAAGCCUGGGGCGGAGUCCUUCUUCGUCAUCCCACCCAUCUGGUCUAAACCGCUGGUCUGCAGCUUUCCUGUGACGGUGCCGCCCCUCGAGUGGCCUCUCCCCAGCCGCAAUGACCAAUACGAGCUCCGCAUCGAGGUGCAGCCCAAGCCUCACCACCGCGCCCACUAUGAGACCGAGGGCAGCAGGGGCGCGGUCAAGGCCCCCACCGGCGGCCACCCGGUGAUCCAGCUGCACGGUUACACAGGCAAAGACCCGCUGGGCCUGCAGAUCUUCAUUGGCACCGCCGACGAGAGGAUCCUCAAGCCUCACGCCUUCUACCAGGUCCACCGCAUCACCGGCAAGACUGUCACCACCACCAGCUAUGAGAAGAUUGUCAACAGCACCAAAGUCCUGGAGAUCCCGCUGGAGCCCAAAAACAACAUGAGAGCUGUGAUUGACUGUGCCGGGAUUCUGAAACUGAGGAACGCGGACAUCGAGCUGAGGAAAGGCGAGACGGACAUCGGGCGGAAGAACACUCGCGUGCGUUUGGUGUUCCGAGUACACAUACCCCAGUCCGGGACGCAGCACGUGUCUCUGCAGGUGGCCUCCCAUCCCAUCGAAUGCUCACAGAGAUCGGCCCAUGAGCUCCCCAUGGUGGAGAAGCAGGACAUGGACAGCUGCUCUGUGCUGGGGGGCCAGCAGAUGAUCCUGACCGGGCAGAACUUCACCUCUGACUCCAAGGUCGUCUUCACCGAGAAGACACACGAUGGACAGCAGAUCUGGGAGGUGGAGGCUACAGUAGACAAAGACAAAAGCCAGGCUAGCAUGCUGUUUGUGGAGAUCCCGUCGUACCGGGACCCGGCCAUUUGCCACUCGGUCAAGGUGAACUUCUAUGUGAUCAAUGGCAAGAGGAAGCGCAGCCAGCCCCAGCACUUCACCUACACCCCGCUGGCAGUUCCUUCCAUUAAAACGGAGCCCGUGGAUGAUUACGAGGCCAGCCAGAUGGGCUUCCAGAUCUUGGGGGUGUCGCCCCAGUCGUACUACCACGCCCCCCGCGGGCUUGUCAACCCCGACGGCUGCCUGGUGGCAGGCAUGGCUCCCUGCCAGCAGGUGCACUCGGGCUACCAGCAGCAGAGCCCGGCCAUCGUGUACCCCCGCGGGACCCGGAGCCUAAGCAGCAGCCCCGUGCUCUACCAGCAGCCAGGCGUGGCCGCGCCCGACCCCCACCGCUCCGUCCUGGUGCACACCGGCUCCCCGGCCCACCAGCAGCAGCAGCAACACUCCACCUCCCCCGGCCAGCACCCCUCCAUCAUCCAGUUCUCCCCCACCAACCACCUCCUCCGAGGGGGCGCCCCGCCGCCUGAGCACCAGCACGCCCUCUACUGCGACGGCUACCCCCAGGGGGCGGUGGCAGCGCGCUCCCCGGCGCCCGCCCAGGUCGCCCAGCACUACCCUACCGUCAUCCAGCAGCAGCCCUACGUCCAGAAGAUGCCCAAGAGCAGGUCCCCCCCAGGCCACAUCGACCCCCAGAGGUGCCCUGCUGCGGAGGACCAGAGGCCCGGCCUUCCCGGGCGGGUCACCGUCAAGCAGGAGAACCUGGACCAGGCUUACCUGGAUGAUGUUAACGAAAUCAUAAGGCAAGACCUGACUGGAGUCCACGGAGGUCACAGAAGUCAGACAUAGAGGAAGGAGCCAAGUGGACCCCUGGGGCUUCUCCGUGGUGUCGCCUCGGAGACCCUCACCCGCCACCCCUCCUCCCACACCACCCGUCCACCCGCCGCCUGCCCCCCUAAAUUCCAGCUGCACUUGGCUUGACUCGAACUUUCGCCUUUAGGACCAAAGAUCGGCGAGAUCCUCCGCCCAGCUCUGCUUCGUUUUUGCUGCAACCUCCGCCUCGAUGCCUCCUGGACAAAAGGAAAACAAAGAAAAACAAGCAGGACCAUGCCUUAUUCUGUGAGGCCACAGGUCUCUAGGUCACAGACAAAACUGUGCGUCAUUUUCACGUGUUCAAUGGAGUGCCAUGUUGACAAGUAGGCUGUGAAAGAGAUUCAAUCAAUUUGUCAAAAGUAGCCGAUGCUUCAACAUUUGCGCUGCUGGGUUUUCCAUGACAUCUAGGAUUGACAGGAAUGUGCAUUUACGACUUCAGUUUACGACUUCAGUUAACACAUUUCAAAAAACAUAAUCUGAUGGCCUAAUAAACUUGGUAGUAAAUGAAGACAGAGGAAAGAAGAGAUAAGUAGGGAGCAAGACAAAAAAAUUCCCACAUGUCACAUGGUUACUCUCUCAGAAGCUCAGAACCAGUGUGUUUGAGAUGGAAUGUAACUUGCAAUUGCACAUUGGAAGCAUUGAAUAUGUUAGUCACUUAGUUCCAUUUGCAUUAACACUGCCAUGAUCCAUCCUUUCCCUACAUAAUAGCUACCAGUGUAAAAAAGAAGUGAAAUUCUGAAUAUCUGUGGUGGGGUCCUUUGUUUUUUGUAUGGGAUAUAUCCAUCCCAAAACUUUAGCAUGGAAUUAAUGU
Messenger RNA from Megalops cyprinoides (Indo-Pacific tarpon), 3708 nucleotides. RefSeq names its product nuclear factor of activated T cells 2a (gene nfatc2a). Gene Ontology annotation, cellular component: transcription regulator complex. The record is from RefSeq and is a predicted model, not a curated record. The transcript has 10 exons. Gene Ontology annotation, biological process: cytokine production; calcineurin-NFAT signaling cascade; regulation of transcription by RNA polymerase II. The coding region runs from base 216 to 2873 and encodes 885 amino acids. Lineage: Eukaryota; Metazoa; Chordata; Actinopteri; Elopiformes; Megalopidae. Gene Ontology annotation, molecular function: RNA polymerase II cis-regulatory region sequence-specific DNA binding; transcription factor binding; DNA-binding transcription factor activity, RNA polymerase II-specific.